Messenger RNA from Dufourea novaeangliae, 1833 nucleotides. RefSeq lists its product as uncharacterized. Bases 214 to 1833 code for a protein of 539 amino acids. The record is from RefSeq and is a predicted model, not a curated record. The transcript has 4 exons. Lineage: Eukaryota; Metazoa; Arthropoda; Insecta; Hymenoptera; Halictidae.
GAGGAUCUUCGCUUGGAGUCGCCGAGCCUGUUGUAUCAUAAACGAUUAGAUUCUAUUAAAUUAUAUUAUUAUUCCGAGAGUAUCUACUCUGCCGCGUAAAAAUUACGACGUUAAGCGGACAGAGUUCGAGAGAGUUUAUUAUUAACAUAGAAGAGAGAGAGAGAGAAAUAUAUAGAAGAAGCAAUAUAGAAGGUGGUGAACAGUGAGGACGAGAUGUACAGAGAUCCGAACAGCACCACGGGAAGCGGCACCUCCACAAAGGGCGACGAGGUCGAUAUCGUUAACAGAUUUUUAGCGCCUUUAUGCGCUAGGGAUGAGACCGUCAGGAACAUCGCCCUGGCCGCGGCUAGGAACACGGUCGAGGGAUGGCUCGGCGGGGUUGGCAGUCCGAAUCAGUGGGACGACGACGGUGAGAUGGAGGAGGACGUCGAGAAAGUCGGAGGAGCAUUCAAGAGCCAGGAUGGAAGAUACGACAUUGGGAUCGAACGAUCGCCGACGAAAUCAGCGCCGCAGGCUGUCCAGCCACCCGUUCACCAAGCGCAAUUGCUGCAGGACACCUUCAGAACGGAGGGUUUCUUCCCGCAGAGCGUCACCGAGAAUCAAACGUUCCUCGAGGAGAACAGUUUAGAGUGCGCCGAGAAAUAUCCGUCCGGUUCGUUCGACUGCGUCGACGGUCGGACGUUUGGGAACGAGACCGGUUACGGUACGCCGAACGAGAGGCGACGAUACGACGUGGACAGUUACCGUUCCGGUCAUUCGACGUCCUCCGACGAGGGUGGCAAAGGUUUCAAGAUCGAGUCCCAGGACAGAUGCCGCCGAUUCAAGGACACCACCUCCGCCGAGACACGGUUCGGUUCGAGCAGCGAGAGCGAGAGGAAAUACAUCGGAUCGUCGUCGAACGAGAGAUUGAACGAGAUGGUCAGCCUAGAAGACAGGCCGAGGACCAAGAACUAUGUGAAGGUGAAAGGGGCGAAACAGAAGCAGCUGGAGGACGACGAGCUGGACUCGGACACCAGGAUCUACGGGAAGAGCCCGAAGUUCGAUGAGAAUUUCGGCCAGAAUUUCGCCGGUCGAAACUUAAAUUUCACACGUCCGAAGGAUCUGAUGCCGCGUGAUCGUAGGUGUUACGACAGCGGGGACGAUGUCUCGUUCGAUGAAACGGAGAUCACGAUCAGGAAUCGGGGUGACGGUGUUGUGUUCAACACUCUCGAUGGAUUUGAGAACGAGACCGUGAAUGAUAUUUAUCAUAGGCAAUCGGACGACAAUCGUGCCGAGGAUAUGCAACUGAAGAAUUUCGAGAUCUAUCCGCUGGAUGACGAACCGCUGGACGUACGUUCGAUGUGUCCGACCGUGGAACAGACGCAGGAUUAUCUGCGCAAGAAUGACGAGAGGAAGUUCAGCGCCGGCCAGAUCAAGAGACCGCUCUCGCAGGACGAGGAUGUCUCUUCGAAGAGCGGCCGUGUGCUGGAGAGUCCUGACGUCACGCCCGGCGAUGUCGGCAGGAUGCUUAAUCUUGGGAACGCUCUCGACGGGCCGAGGCAGGCGCAGGCGAACAAGUACCUGAGCCUGGUCACGUUACAUCUGCCGGUGAUAUUGAGGCUCAGCGUCAACUGCCCGUUCCAGAACGUACGGAUCAAGUGCGCGGAGAUAUUGGAGAUGGUUAAGGAUCGAGGACUUCCAGUGCCAGUGCCAGCUUUCGAUGGACCUAGUGCCUUCGUCCCUACGUGCGAGGUAGCGAUACAAUUAGCCGGUGGCAGCGUCGAAGCGAAAGCAACCAGUAGUAGCUGCUCGUCAUCGGGACACGCGACAGUUCACGAAGAGUCAUCCAGCUGA